Diaporthe batatas is the source of this 1401-nucleotide messenger RNA. RefSeq lists its product as uncharacterized. Bases 1 to 1401 code for a protein of 466 amino acids. The record is from RefSeq and is a predicted model, not a curated record. The transcript has 2 exons. NCBI's taxonomy places the organism in Eukaryota, Fungi, Ascomycota, Sordariomycetes, Diaporthales, Diaporthaceae.
AUGGACGAUGACAUCAUGAUGCUCGACCAGGCCAUGGACGUGGACAGCAAUGUGCCUGCUGUCCCCGUCACCACCAGCGCCGAUCCAGCCACGACCACGACCAUGACAAUGACCACGACCACCGCCGCCACCACCAACCGAAACCCGCUCCGAGCCCGUCGCAACAUCUCCAACCCGAGGCAGAGCCGAGGCAGGCCCCACGAGCCCCUCAAGAUCAACACAAGCGCCAGGAUCCACAAGUCCCACGCCCCAACCUCCAAGACAGCCCCCUCCUCCUCCCACAACCGCCAGCCCUUCAACGUCAGGGCAGACGAGCUCUUCAAGGCCCACAGCCGCGCCGUCAGGAAGCAGAAGGUCGCGCGCGCCAUCGCAGACGGCACCUUCCAGAUCCCCCGCGACACAGACAUCGUCUCCCCGGGCCCGGCCCCCGACGAGUACCACCGCGCGGAGGAGCAGGAGCAGGAGCAGGCGCAGGAGCAGGAGCAGGUGCGGCGGCUCGACGCCGCCCUCGUCGCCGAGGCCCUGCUCGACCCCGUCCCGGGCAUGGCCUUCGACCGCGCCGCCCAGCCCAGCAGCGCCCUCGCCACCGGCAGCGCCGGGAUGGCGGACCUCGUCCGGGCGCUCGAGGCGUUCCAGGUCCACCUCGCGCGCAAGGGCAUGGCCGUGCCGUCCGAGAGGGCCGGCGCGCUGGUGCGCGGGCUCGCGCGCGACGUGCUGCGCACGAUGAUGCUGCGGCCCGACAGGCCCCCUCCGGGCCCUGAUGGCGGCGCAGACGCGUUCUGGGCCGGCGUGGCGCGCGACUACCCCGCGGGCAAGAAGCUGCGGUGGCUGGCGUUCAGGGUCGGCUUCGCGGACCCGGAGGGGAGGCUCAGGCCUGGGCUGUCGCGGGAUGAGUACGUCCAGACGGUGCUGGAGGCCCUGGAGCGCCCCGGGUCGCAUCCUGAUCUUGUGAGGGCCCUCCGCUCCGUGAUCUCGCACAUGCCAUCUUUCAUCGUGGCCAAGCCGUCCACCCUGCAGGCUCUCAUGGGCCACUUCGAGACCGCCCGCGCGCGAUACCUGGCCAGCCUCAAGGAUGAUGCCCAUCAUGGCGCUACUACGCCUUCAGGUAACGCUGCGCCCUACCAAGCUGAUGCGAUGGACUGCGGAGAGAUGCCACGGGGUGGCCGCGGUUAUGAUUCCUCAGACGACGAGGAAGAUGGCCAUCCGCGGGUCGGCAUCGUCGACGGCCGGCCCGAGGACGGCGGCCAGGUCGACGAGGGCGUCCCUUCCGAGCUCGGCCAGUGGUUCCUGGUGAACCUCGACAGGUUCACGGCGUCCAAGGGCGGACAGCAGCAGGGUGGGGGUCUUGACGCCGACAUGCUUUCUGCCCUGGAUCUGGGAGGCGCCAAGGCGAACUUGUAG